CACAACUGCCGCACAAAUUCUCUACUACUAGUACAUGUACAAUGUGGCAAGACAUUGACAACUCAUACAGCUCUUCUUCAACGCAGAACGCGUAUUACCCUCAGCAAAAUCAGGCUACUCCUCUUCAGUUUUACUCUCCUGGCGCAGCCGAUCCCGCCUUUUAUCCUGGCUCGCGACCGAGUCUGGACGGGAAUAUGGCCCCCGUAGCCCAAGGCAAUAUAGCACAAGGUGGACCUACCUACGGAGGUAAUAUUCAACCUGCAGGAGGAUGGUGGACAGCGUUUGGUACAGGUGGAUUUGAGGGGGAACCUCCGCUGCUAGAAGAACUCGGAAUCAACUUUUCGCAUAUACGCGCCAAAACAUUAACUGUCCUGAAUCCUUUCAGUCAGGUUGACGAACGUAUCAUGGACGACGCUGAUUUGGCCGGACCCAUUAUCUUCGUAUUCUGCUUCGGAAUAUUUCUUCUGUUUUCUGGAAAACAAAAUUUCGGGUAUAUCUACGGCGUUGGUCUCUUAGGUUCCAUCUCAAUCUAUACCCUCCUCAAUCUUAUGGCUGAAAAGGCUAUUGAUGCCUACCGUGUUACAUCUGUGCUGGGAUAUUGCUUACUACCAAUGGUCGGUGUGGGUGGAAUCAGUGUAGCUAUGACUUUGGACGGUUUAUUUGGCUACGUUCUGUCAUUGGUGUCAAUCAUAUGGUGCACCUACUCGGCGUCUGGGAUAUUUGUAGCCGUACUGAGAAUGUCAGAUCAGCGGCUUCUUGUUGCUUACCCUGUUGGACUACUGUAUGGAUGUUUCGCUCUAAUGAGUGUUUUCAGUGGUAAAUAGUUUUCCACCUAUGUACCUGUACAUUGAAUGCGCAUUAUAAUUAGAUUGAGCUG
This is a messenger RNA of Lentinula edodes (shiitake mushroom), 877 nucleotides long. RefSeq names its product Yip1-domain-containing protein. Lineage: Eukaryota; Fungi; Basidiomycota; Agaricomycetes; Agaricales; Omphalotaceae. Gene Ontology annotation, biological process: endoplasmic reticulum to Golgi vesicle-mediated transport; vesicle fusion with Golgi apparatus. Gene Ontology annotation, cellular component: trans-Golgi network; membrane. The record is from RefSeq and is a predicted model, not a curated record. The transcript has 4 exons. The coding region runs from base 42 to 824 and encodes 260 amino acids.